AUGCAGCAUUCACAAUUGGCCCCGUUGCCAAACGAUGUGCCUUUCCGCAUUGUCUCCAAGACAAUCGGACAGGGCGCCUAUGCCUGCAUCAAAAAAGCCUGCCCCUUGGAUUCGGACAACCCGGUCUUCGCGGUCAAAUACAUUCACAAAGAAUACGCUGCGAAGCACGGCAAGAUCAGCGCGCGACAACUGGCGCUGGAGGUGUCUGUGCACAAGCAUGUGACGGGGCAUCCCAGUAUCAUCAGCUUUUAUCAGACCGGAGAGGAUGCUAUUUGGCGAUGGAUUGCCAUGGAAUUAGCCGAAGGGGGUGACCUCUUCGACAAGAUCGAGGCUGAUGAGGGUGUGGGAGAGGAUGUUGCACAUGUCUACUUCUCGCAGCUUGUGAGUGCGGUAGGCUUCAUGCACUCAAAGGGUGUUGGCCAUCGUGAUAUCAAACCCGAGAAUAUGCUACUCACCGCGGAUGGCAAUCUCAAAAUCGCUGAUUUUGGUCUGGCGGCACUGUUCGAAUACAAGGGAUCUCGGAAAUUGUCUGCCACGUUUUGUGGUAGCCCACCGUACAUCGCACCGGAGGUGAUUAGUUGCAGUACACGAGGCCAGGUCAAGGGGUCGGGAUACCACCCCGAUAUCGUGGAUAUUUGGUCUUGUGGUAUUGUUCUGUUUGUCCUUCUGGCGGGAAACACUCCAUGGGAUAGUCCAACGGACGAUAGUUACGAAUUUCACGAAUACCUGGCUACAAAUGCACGCACAACUGAUGAGCUAUGGCAAAAGCUACCCCCUGCAACACUUUCUUUGCUAAGGGGCAUGCUGACUGUGGAUCCUAAAAAUCGUUUUUCGUUGGAGGAUGUGCGAAGGCAUCCGUGGUUUACACGGCCCAACAAGUUCCUGUCAGCCGAUGGGAAGCUGAGGGACCCGAUCAACUUGGCAACCUCAAUGUUUGAGUCUCUGCACAUCGAUUUCAGCCAGGAUCCUCUUUCUCAAAAGCGUAAAGGUGCCAGUCGAAGCUUGGAGGCCAUGGACAUGGACAUGGAUGUGAAUAUGGGUGGAGGCGGUGAUGCUGCAUUCUCUUCUACGCAGCCUGAAAUGCCAGGUGGUGGCAUAGUGAUGGACUGGGAUGCUCCUCAUUUGGCUUCCGAGGUUUUCUCAUCUACCCAGCCCGCUGGAAAGCUAUUUAACACCCAGGAGGCAGCCUUGGCCAAUCAUCUCGAGGACGAGCCGUCGAUGUCUCAGUUCUCCCAGCAACCCUCUGUGCCACUAAGCCGCACUCAAAAUGCUCAGAAAUUCCAAGACAUCAUCCCGUCCCGUUCAAUGAAUCGUUUCUAUUCUGCCUGGGAGCUCAAACUUCUGGUCCCCUUGAUCUGUGAGGCUCUUCAUCGACUUGGAGUACCGGUUCCAACUGUCCCUGCCGUGAGUACUGGCGACACUUCCUCGAUGAUCCGCGUCAUCACAAAAGAUGGUCGACUGUGUCAACUUCAAGGCAAGGUGCUUAUAGAAUGUGUGUCCGAGGGCAUCUUUGAAGUCGAAUUUGUCAAGGUCAAGGGUGAUCCGCUAGAAUGGCGCCGAUUCUUCAAGAAAGUGACCAUCCUUUGCAAGGAUGCGGUGUUCAAGCCGGAUGAAUAA
This is a messenger RNA of Penicillium longicatenatum, 1617 nucleotides long. RefSeq lists its product as uncharacterized. Gene Ontology annotation, cellular component: nucleus; cytoplasm; site of double-strand break. Gene Ontology annotation, molecular function: protein kinase activity; ATP binding. The transcript has 2 exons. The record is from RefSeq and is a predicted model, not a curated record. Lineage: Eukaryota; Fungi; Ascomycota; Eurotiomycetes; Eurotiales; Aspergillaceae. Gene Ontology annotation, biological process: mitotic G2 DNA damage checkpoint signaling; protein phosphorylation. The coding region runs from base 1 to 1617 and encodes 538 amino acids.